This is a messenger RNA of Pseudovirgaria hyperparasitica, 459 nucleotides long. RefSeq names its product NADH-ubiquinone oxidoreductase-like protein 20.8 kDa subunit. The record is from RefSeq and is a predicted model, not a curated record. Bases 1 to 459 code for a protein of 152 amino acids. NCBI's taxonomy places the organism in Eukaryota, Fungi, Ascomycota, Dothideomycetes, Acrospermales, Acrospermaceae. Gene Ontology annotation, biological process: mitochondrial electron transport, NADH to ubiquinone. The transcript has 4 exons.
AUGUCGACACGCGUCCCAAGGUUCAAUAAAACGUCACUAUAUGACACCACCCCUCUCCCCGAUGAUAUCCCCAAGGUCAAAGAGAUCGGUGCGAGCUCGGCACCAUUGAUGUCGGCUGCCUUCUUCAUUGGAGCACGAUGCAAAGCAUACAAUGAUGACUAUAUGCAGUGCAAGACUGAGUCAAACGGCCGCGGAGAGCUCGAAUGCAUGAAAGAGGGAAGAAAGGUCACAAGAUGCGCUGCGAGCGUACUGGAAGAUAUAAACAAAAACUGCUUGGAAGAGUUCAAAAAGCACUGGGACUGCCUAGAGAACAACAAUCAACAGCUAUGGCAUUGCCGAGCGCAAGAGAGGCCAUUCAACAAAUGUGUAUUCGAUAAGCUGAACCUGGAGAAGACCAUUCCAGGAACACCGGAAAAUGUCACACCUGUGCAUCUCCGCAAAUACCAGAAAUUCUCUUAG